AUGGUGAAAAAAUCCAUAGCUUUCUCUCUCCUCCUAAUCGCCGCCAUCUUCUCCGACAGCCUCCGUCCCGCCGCCGCCAAUUUCUACCCGAACAUCUCCGCCAUCCCUUCCUCCAUCCUCCCCAACGCCUCCGCCUGGGACUCCUUCGCCAAACUCGCUGGCUGCAAGAAGGGGGAGAAAACCGCCGGACUCGACCGGCUCAAGUCAUACUUCCACCGGUUCGGCUACCUCGACCCCGGCCCCGCCACAAACCUAUCCAACGACCUGUUCGACGAAGGCCUGGAGGCCGCCGUCCGGAGCUACCAGCUCAAUUUCAAUCUCAACUCCACUGGCAGCCUCGACGUACCAACCCUUCAGCGCAUCGUACAACCCAGAUGCGGAAACCCCGACGUCGUCAACGGCACCUCCACCAUGCGCCGCGGCGGCGGACACGCCGCCAACUCCACGGUGGCCCACUACUCCUUCUUCCCGAACCGGCCACGGUGGCCCGCCGGCCGGAGCGAGCUGACUUACGCCUUCAAUCCGGCGAACCAGCUGUCGGACCAGGUCCGGGCGGUCUUCGCCCGGGCGUUCGACCGAUGGUCGGAGGUUUCCACGCUGUCGUUCGUCGAAGCGGCGGCCGGCGGCCUGGCGGACAUCCGAAUCGGGUUUUUCACGGGGGAGCACGGGGACGGGGAGCCGUUCGACGGGGUGCUGGGGACGCUGGCGCACGCGUUCUCGCCGCCGGCAGGGAGGUGCCACCUGGACGGCGACGAGAGCUGGGUGGUGGACGGGGAUUUUCUCGGCGGAUCGCCGUUCUCGGCGGUGGAUCUGGAGUCGGUGGCGGUGCACGAGAUCGGGCAUCUGCUAGGGCUCGGCCACAGCUCGGUGGAGGAGGCGAUUAUGUAUCCGACGAUAUCGUCCGGUAGCCGGAAAGUGGAGCUGGCGGCCGAUGAUAUAAUGGGGAUCCAGGAGUUGUAUGGGGCGAACCCGAAUUAUAACGGGGAGGUGGACGCUGCGAUUGUCACGGGCUCGACACAAAGGAUUAGGGGGACGAGAAACCUAAAACUGAUGGGUCAAUCCCAGACUAAGCUCUGA
Molecule: messenger RNA, 1077 nt
Organism: Striga hermonthica
Lineage: Eukaryota; Viridiplantae; Streptophyta; Magnoliopsida; Lamiales; Orobanchaceae
Source: the annotation of a GenBank genome assembly